AUGCUGUCCAAGACCAUCCUUCUUCCACUGGCGGCGCUCCUGAGUGUGGUCUCAUCCUCACCAGACUACCAAUGCAGACCUGCUCGGCUUGGAAAGUAUGCUCCAAUUGCCAACAACAUUCCCUCUUACCAGUGGUGCUCUGCAUAUUUGGACGGCAACCCUGCUCGCGGUCACUCGUCCGACCCUCACUUGCUGUGCGAUCUUCAACGGGAUAACAAGGCCGUCAAGCAACACGUCUGCACGUGCAUUGUUAAGGGACACAAGCAGAUAACAACGAAAUGCACCACACCAGUCAAGGCUACGACGACCAAGUGUAUCACGUCUUCUACUACUCGCACCACCACUCGAAGCACGACCCAGGGCACGACCCGCAGCGCCACUCCAUCUACGUCUCGAACCACCAUGCCAAGCACAACUGCCUCUACCUCCACGACGACCGCCUCUGCCUCCACGACGACUGCAUCUGCCUCCACGACGACUGCAUCUAACUUCACGACCAUCUCCACGACUGCCUCCACCACGGCGACGACGACUCCAACGCCAACAACAACUACAACCACAACUAGUACAACAAGCAGCAGCAGUGCGCCUCCACCCCGUCAGACAUACUGUACCGGGAACCAAGCCAUGUACUGCGGCAAUAGUGGUAACGUCGAAGGAGGCUGCUUUUGCGCCAUCACCGCCUACGGUGAUCCAAGCGCCGUCUGCUUUGCGGCCUCCUCAUGCACCAGCUGCAACUCCGACGCCGAUUGUGGCGUCGGGCGUCGCUGCUUAGCCGACGCGUCGGGCAACUGUGGAGAUCCGAGCGGAACCUUUUGCGCGAGCACUACGGAUGGUUGUGAUGACAGUCCGCCGGCGGCGAAGGCGAAGAGGGAGUUGGAAGAUGUUUUCGCGGAGGCGGCAUGA
Zymoseptoria tritici IPO323 is the source of this 906-nucleotide messenger RNA. RefSeq lists its product as uncharacterized. The transcript has a single exon. NCBI's taxonomy places the organism in Eukaryota, Fungi, Ascomycota, Dothideomycetes, Mycosphaerellales, Mycosphaerellaceae. Bases 1 to 906 code for a protein of 301 amino acids. The record is from RefSeq and is a predicted model, not a curated record.